UAUUUUUAACAUAACAACAAACACGAAGAACAGAGAAGAGAAGAGGAGAGAAGAAAAGAAAAGGAGAAGGGCAAGUUUUGUAUUGGUGGUGUGGUGAUGGCAGGGGAAGGAGUUUCAAGAGAAACCCAGAUGACCAUAGAAGCUUCUUCAAUGUUUCCUGGGUUUAGAUUUUCUCCAACUGAUGUUGAACUGAUUUCUUAUUACUUGAAAAAGAAGAUGGACGGAUAUGAGAAGUGUGUUGAGGUCAUUCCCGAGGUUGAAAUUUGUAGAUAUGAGCCUUGGGACUUACCAGACAAAUCUGUUGUAAAGUCGGAUAAUGAGUGGUUCUUCUUCUGCUCUCGUGGGAGAAAGUACCCGAAUGGUUCACAAAGUAGACGUGCAACUGAACAGGGUUACUGGAAAGCCACAGGGAAAGAGCGCAAUGUCAAGUCGGGUUCUAAUAUGAUUGGUACCAAGAGGACUCUUGUGUUUCACACAGGUCGUGCACCGAGAGGGGAAAGAACAGAAUGGAUCAUGCACGAAUACUGCAUGGACGGAAAGUCCCAGGAUUCCCUAGUUGUUUGCCGCCUUAGGAAGAAUAACGAGUUUCGUCUGAAUAACACAUCAAACCGGACUCCUCGGACUCCACCAUUUAUGCAUGACAGCAACUGUGCUACCUCAGAUGGUGCUACUGACCAUACUGGCGCUUCCGAACUGGACAAAGCCUAUUUGAAGAAGGGUACUAGUAGUUAUGAUUCUCAUUCUAUUGAGCAAUUCGAUUCCGCAUCUGAAUCAGAGCAAAAACAUUCCAACGAUGUUGGACCAACAGAAUCUUCUACACCUCAGAAGGAUUCCGAUGCCGAAGAAGAUUUCUUUGCUGAGAUACUGAAAGAUGAUAUAAUCGAGCUCGAUGAAGCACCAUUGUCAGCACGACCGAAUGCCUCACUUACGAUUGCGAGCACUUCCAAUGGCUAUCAGAGGAGAAGUCAGCAGCCGAGGCAAGAGAACGAACCCCGUGCAUCCCAUUUGCAGGGCACGGCAAACCGGAGAAUCAAAUUGAGGAAGCCUAAAGCACGUGAUUUUCUGGCUGCCAAAGCAUCAACGGAGUUGGAAUGCAGUGUUGGCGAGAUCUCUAUCGAGAAACUAAGUUGUCCGAAGUCGAGGGACUCGUCAAAACGACUGCUGUACUUGUUUUCGUGGUCGACCGCCAAUCUCCGGCUCAUUUAUGCUGCUUUUGUCAUCCUCACUUUGCUAGCUUUGUUUGUGACAUUUUUUGGAGGUUCCAAGCCUGUUAAAAACUCCAGAUAUGUGCUACUUUGUUGAGCAACUUGUGCCAAUGAAUCU
Messenger RNA from Hibiscus syriacus, 1323 nucleotides. Its product is annotated as NAC domain-containing protein 89-like. Gene Ontology annotation, biological process: regulation of DNA-templated transcription. The transcript has 4 exons. Gene Ontology annotation, molecular function: DNA binding. Lineage: Eukaryota; Viridiplantae; Streptophyta; Magnoliopsida; Malvales; Malvaceae. Bases 97 to 1302 code for a protein of 401 amino acids. The record is from RefSeq and is a predicted model, not a curated record.